AUGCAGGUCCCGUGGAGCGACGUGCACAUCUCCGUGGACCGGGUCCCCAUCCCGCCAGUGCCGGCGAGCGGCCAUGCCCGGCGCGAUGAGAUCGAGCGCCGCCGCCGUCUCCUCCCCGACGACCUGUACUACGACGACAGGUACGCCCCUGACUCCGUGCACUGGGACACAUGGCUCCAGGACGAGCACGACACGCGCCGCGCGUCCUACUUCGCCGGCACGGUGUCGGGGCCGCGGAGGUCACGUCGAGAGGUGCGCGGGCGUACGCGGGUGCGCGGCCUCACGCCCACGCCGUCACCUUCCCCGUCUCCGUCACCACCUCCACCUCCUCGCAUGACAGCGGAGGAGGAGGCCCGGCUCAUGCAGCGUGUCAUGGAGGACUCCAUGAACACGCACGACGAGCGCCAAUGGCACGGCUUGGAGGAGGCGCUGGCACUCUCUGCCGGCAGCGACGUCGCCUUCCCCGAGAUGGAGAUGGUGGCCGUCAAGGAGGAGGAGAGGAGGGAGGAGGCGAUGGAGGAGGAGCCGGUGGCCGCGUUCCACCCCGGCCUAGUGGGCCAGCAAUGGAGCUGGUCGUGCACCGCGCCGGAGAUGGCCGACGCCGUGGGGGGCGUGAACUGGUGCCCCACGCCGCCACAGUCACCGGAGCGGGAGGCCUCGCCACGGGAGGAGGUGGUGCAGGCACCUCCGGCCUUCCAGGCCGCCCCCUGUCUGCCCGCCCGCGCGCCCGCUUCGGCCGCUCGCCUGCACGCCUGCCUGCGCAGCCGCCCGCCCGCUCGCUGCAUCGCCCAUAGCCGCCAGCCAAUCGCCAGCACCCGCGAUGGCAUCCACCGGCCUGUCCGCUGCCGCUGCCGCCACCCAGCCGCCGCCGCCCGCGUGCCUCCCCGCGCCGGUCGCCGCCGCUCGCGCACCCUCCGUGCCGGCCGCCGCUCCUGCCCGAUUGCUCCCGAUCGCUACUCGCCCACUGCUUCGCGAUCGAGCUGCCCGCCCGCGCGCCCGCUUCAGCCGCUCGCCUGCGCGCCCUCCUGCACAGCCGCCCGCCCGCUCGCUGCAUCGCGCAUAGCCGCCAGCCACAUCACCAGCACCCGCGAUGGUGUCCACCGGCCCGUCCGCCGCCGCCUCUGCCGUCCCGCCGCCGGCGCCCUACGAUGCGGCCCCGCCGCUAUACGGGGCGGCCGCCACCUACGGCGCGUCCUGCGUCGCCCCGCUAGCCCGCCCCGACUUGCCGCAUUGCUCGGCUCCGCUGCCCCCGCUGGCGUACGUCGCCGCCCCACCGCGGCGCUCUUCGGCCAGUCCGUCGUCGCCCCGCCGCCGGCACCGACUCUGCCCGUCGACCCUUUGCUGUCGCGCGGGGCGUUCGACGCGCCCGUUCCCACGUACGGGAAUCCUACGUACGGGGCAUAUGGCGCUCCGCCCGCAUCCACUUACGGGGCUCCGUCCGCUUCCACGUACGGGGCUCCGCCCGUGUACGGGUCUUCCCGGAUACUGGUGGGGGUCGUCCGCGGGCCAGCACUCGCCCGCUGGACAACAGCCAGACGAUGCCCUGCACCUGUGUAA
Aegilops tauschii subsp. strangulata is the source of this 1557-nucleotide messenger RNA. NCBI's taxonomy places the organism in Eukaryota, Viridiplantae, Streptophyta, Magnoliopsida, Poales, Poaceae. The record is from RefSeq and is a predicted model, not a curated record.